Messenger RNA from Patiria miniata (bat star), 1274 nucleotides. Its product is annotated as beta-4C adrenergic receptor-like. NCBI's taxonomy places the organism in Eukaryota, Metazoa, Echinodermata, Asteroidea, Valvatida, Asterinidae. Bases 145 to 1227 code for a protein of 360 amino acids. The record is from RefSeq and is a predicted model, not a curated record. Gene Ontology annotation, molecular function: G protein-coupled receptor activity. Gene Ontology annotation, biological process: G protein-coupled receptor signaling pathway. The transcript has a single exon. Gene Ontology annotation, cellular component: membrane.
GUUGCAGGUGUCACGGGACCACACCAUUAAUACGGGCAAUACCGCACAAUUUGCCAUAUGAUAGAAUGUUCCCAAAAGGAGCAGUCACUUGCUUGUCACGGUAUUAAUAUGAACAGCUGGACAUAGACACUGUUCAACUUUAUCAUGGAGUUCUCAUCGAACAUCAGUGAAAACUAUACCUUCUCAAAUCCAACCAACUCAGCGAGCAAUAUCAAUACAACCGAAUCUAUCUACGGGACGUACGCUGAACGCCAAAUCUUGUCUGGAGUCGGAUUUGUCGCUUCUUUUGUCGGUCUCCUGGGAAACCUGGCUGUCAUUUUUGCCAUUCUGACUGUCAAGAAACUACAGACUAAAACCAAUGUGUUUGUUCUUAAUCUCGCCGUAGCCGAUGUACUGACCUGCACCGUGGCUCCUAUACAAGCGGUGACCAUCUUGAACGACGAGCGAGUCAUACCGUCUUGGUUGUGCAAACUUCUUGCGUUUUGUAUUAUAACUUGUAUUGGCUGCAGUAUUAACACCCUGGCCUUAAUUGCCGUCAACCGACUGGUUGGUAUCACGACUACGGCUAUGUACCACAAACUUUACACCCGUUUCAAGCUCUUCCUGAUGAUCUUCGUGUCAUGGGGCGUGCCCGUUGCUGUAGCCACUAUCCCAGUCUUCACCAAUUACGCCAAAUAUGGAUUCAACCCUAUCUACAAAUCCUGCACUUGGUCCUCCAACGAAACCUACAAUUUCACGUACUCAAAGUUCAUUGGUACAGUGUAUUUCCCUCUCCAGUUAACCAUCCUCUUCAUCAGCUAUUUGAAAAUCUACUUGUAUGUCAAAAAGACAAGUAAAGCGAUGCUUAGACACGACGAAAGUGGAAACAACAAAGGAGCAGGUCCGACAACACUUCAAAGACAACUUUGGAAACGUCAAGUGACUGUUACCAAGAACUUGUUCACAGUGGUAUGCUUGUUCUUCCUCUGUAUGGGUCCGUUCUGCGCAACAAUUGGACUGCCAAUCAAUGUCGGCAAAAGCCUCCUGUCCUACGCAUCCGUGAUCCUCAUGAGCAACAGUGCAGUCAAUCCGAUCAUCUACGGAACUAAACACCCGGAUUUCAGGGCGGCGUUUGCUCACAUCUUGCGUUGUAGGAGAGAGACGUGUAGAUCUCAGAAGGCACUCUCGGGGCAGAAUCGUGCCAAUAUGACAACUAUAUCUGCAAGCAUUCCACGAGAGCUCGUGUAACCCUUUACAUUGUUAAUGGAUAUUUAGCCUAAAUUCGAGUCAUUUGC